Penicillium daleae is the source of this 1308-nucleotide messenger RNA. RefSeq names its product putative aminotransferase. The record is from RefSeq and is a predicted model, not a curated record. The transcript has a single exon. NCBI's taxonomy places the organism in Eukaryota, Fungi, Ascomycota, Eurotiomycetes, Eurotiales, Aspergillaceae. Bases 1 to 1308 code for a protein of 435 amino acids. Gene Ontology annotation, biological process: biosynthetic process; amino acid metabolic process. Gene Ontology annotation, molecular function: transaminase activity; pyridoxal phosphate binding.
AUGGCACAGCAAACAGGCUCUACCCUCUCGGUUCGCGCUCAAGAUGCCUCGUCCGCAGCUGCCCAGAACCUAAUGUGGGACAUCCUGGUCGACUCUUGGUGCCCGGCAUCCAACCCAAAUGGUUAUAUCAACGUUGGUGUCGCAGAAAACGCCCUUAUGCACACCGAACUCCUGCAAUACCUCAACAAGAAUCCACAAUUACCCGCCGAGUAUCUCACCUACAACGACGGAGGUGGCGGCUCAAACAGACUCCGCCGUGCUAUCGCCCAAUUUCUGAACCGUCAUUUGAACCCCGUCAUACCGCUAGAUGCGGAGCAGUUAGUCGUCACAAACGGCGUUUCACCUGCUAUCGAGCAUGUAUCAUGGGCCUUUACAGAUCCAGGAGAAGGCAUUCUGCUGGGAAGACCAUACUACGGCACUUUUAUUCCAGAUCUCUCGACGCGACCCGGUGCCACGGUAGUGCCCGUGAAUUUCGACGACGUGGAUCCGUUUAGUGCCGAGGCUGUCUCGAAAUAUGAAGACGCCCUUGUUUCUUUCCAGCAGUCCAGCGGGAAGAGAGUCAAGGCCUUGAUGCUAUGUCACCCGCAUAACCCACUUGGCCGAUGCUACCCCCGCGAAGUGAUCAUCAUGUUGAUGCAGUUGUGCCAAAAGUAUCAGAUCCAUCUAAUCAGCGACGAGAUCUACGCGUUAUCCGUCUUCGAGAACACGGUGGAUGAGCACCCUCCACCGGUCAAAUUUGAGUCCGCGCUAUCAAUUGAUCUAAAGGGGAUCAUUGAUCCCAAACUCGUGCAUGUACUCUGGGGCAUGAGCAAAGACUUCGGCGCAAACGGGAUCCGUCUCGGCGUGAUUAUCUCCCAGUCCAGCCCCGAAUUCCACGGCGCACUCAGAGCGAUCUCACUGUAUUCGUAUUCCUCGGGUAUCGCAGAUCACUUGGUCGCAGGUCUAUUGGAAGCCGAGGCAUUUACAAACGAUUAUAUCCAGGAGAACCAAAAGAGGCUUUCAGAAUCGUACGCAUUCGCUGUGCAGUUUCUGAAGAAAAACGGCAUCGAAUACGCACCUGGUUGUAAUGCUGCGUUUUUCCUUUGGGUGGAUCUGGGUAAGAGGUACAGGGAGGUACAUCAAGAGGUUUCUGCGGAUGAGGAAAUUGGAGAGAAGGUAAUGCGGCGGUUGUUGGAGGAGAAAGUGUUCUUGGCUAGUGGGGUGUUGUUUGGGUCAGAGAAGGAUGGGUGGUUUAGGAUUGUGUUUACGCAGCCGAGGGAUUACCUGGAGCGUGCCCUGGAGAGGAUCGUCAAAGCUGUGGAAGAAUAG